AUGGAACCACUUGCGGCAAAUGAGCACGGAGCUGGUGCAGCCUGGGCGGCCAUCAAGACCGAAGUUGCUGGCGGAAAGAAGCGUAAGCGCCUACAGAAGAAAGCGCCUGGCGCGCCUAAGCGUGGCAAGUCUCCCUACAUAUUGUUUUCCAUGGAAAAGCGCGAAGAGAUCAAGUCUACGAUGCCUGACAAUUCAAAAGUGACGGACGUGAUGCGCGCCAUCGCUGACGCUUGGGGAAAAAUGAGUGAAGAAGAUAAGCAUCCCUGGAAGGUGGCGGCUGAGGCUGAUAAGCAACGCUACGAAGAAGAGAUGGCGGCGUACGAUGGCCCUCUUCGGGUGCCAAAUAAGCGAGCUAAGAAACAUCCAGACGCUCCCAAGCGCGCGUCCUCGGCAUUCCUCUUUUAUAGUCAAGUUAUGCGUCCUCGUAUUAAAGCUGAACAUCAGGACAUGAAAAAUACGGAAAUCUCAAAGCAAUUGGGUGAAGCUUGGUCCAAGGCCACGGACGAGCAGAAAGCUCCGUUUGUCGAAAAGGAGAAAGCCGAUCGUGCGCGCUACAAGAGUGAGAUGGAAGAAUGGAACAGCCACAAAGCUGAACGUGAGUAUAACGAAUCCCAACAGCAGUAUAAUAAUUACGCAGCUAUGACGGGCUUUGACCAGAUGAGCUAUACGGGCUCUUACUCAACUACAGAAGUCUAA
Messenger RNA from Plasmopara halstedii, 696 nucleotides. RefSeq names its product high mobility group protein. The transcript has a single exon. The record is from RefSeq and is a predicted model, not a curated record. The coding region runs from base 1 to 696 and encodes 231 amino acids. Lineage: Eukaryota; Oomycota; Peronosporomycetes; Peronosporales; Peronosporaceae.